UCGAAGUGUCGGCUACAUCGGUUCGGUUGGUUUUCGUCGCAUACCACGGCGUCCCAGCGGCGCUCUCACCCUUUCUCACGGGUAACACCGUGUACCCACCCCUCAAUCUCACGUCACGCGAGAUUCGUCCCGGUGCAUCGACCAAGGUGCAUCGACGUCGACGGUGCAGUGUGCCAGAGGGUGGGUGGUAGUUCGCUGCAACCGGAGUGGCUUGACGAAGAGAAGAAACUCGAGGAUGGCCGUUUACGAUCUCACUACCCACCUUCCUCACGGAUUUUUCGGUGCGCCUCUCUCUCGUUAGCUUCGCGGGGGUAGUAGUUGUGCCGUGAGGGGGUUGCCGCUUCCAGCUUGCAACGGUCAGUUCGACGAAACUUAAAAUUACUUUGACGCAUCCGAUAAAUCGGGUCCAAUCGGGAAAACGAUUUUCCCAACUCGGCGAAGUUUGAAGAAAUACUCCGGAUACGGGGUGCCGGCGCGGGACGCCGGAAAGGGGCGGAGGAGAGUGAGGGGGUGGGUGCCCGUCGCGAAGCUAUGUGCAGAACGGAAUCCCGUACGAUAGUGCUUGACCCGUUGCGAUGAAAGAACGAUGAUCGCGUGCGCGACUCUAUCCUGGUCGUAGUGUUGUGCCGAUGAUCGCGGAGAUCAUUACUCAGUGAUCGGUCAGGAAAGUGCGAAUACAAUGGAGUAAUCAAAGAUAAUCCUAAAUUUUGGUUUCUGCAGUCUACGAGUGUCUAUACCUAGAAAUUCGCAGGGAAAUUAGCUGCUUAGUGGUGCGAUUUUAAUCUAACUAGGUUAAUUGAAAAUUGAAGCUGUCGACUCAACGAGAAUAGCGUCACAUUGCCUGGGAAGAGUUGCGUUUUAUGCCUAGAAGAUACUGAAAAGCUUUAAAUAUAAAGAGUGACGUUCUUCUUGAACGCAACAAGCUAAGCUCUUCCUGGAUGCUUCUUUUAUUUCACACGGUGAGCGCGUAUCUUCGCACGUAUCUCUUUAAGCCGUCAAACAAGCCGAGGCAGCUGACGGAUUUUCAAUUCCACGUUUAUUGAUUGCAAAGGAUUGAAAUCUAAAAUUCUUUAAUGCGAAAAAGUUCCGCGCGUAGGUACAUUUUGCUUUUUUCCAAGAAUUGAAAACCGGAACAACGUCAAUUUCCUCGCCCGUAUGUUUUUUUUCGAGCGAAUUGGCUUUGAAGAAAAGAUCGUGCCGCUGAAAAAUCAGUGAAUGUUCGAAUUGACUCGAUCGCGGAGAUUAGUUCGAUGAAUCACACGAGAUGAGAGCCAGGUGCAACGAGUCUCGUUAUCUUUAAUCCGUCCAAAGAAAUCUUGAAUGAGAGAUUGGGAUAUUAUUUCUUUUGUAUUCUCUUUCUUUUUUUUCGCCGAGAUGAAACGAGUGGGUAAAUAUACCAAGAGCGGCCCGCUUCCGAACGUGAUUAGAACCGGUGUAUUCUAUCUCUUGCGAUACAUUAAACACACCGUCAGAAACGAGAUCGUCUUUGUGUGAACGAUAAGACGCGUGUGAACCACUUUUAUAUCAACAGACGUGAGUGAGGAGCGGAGAAUCGUUAAAGGACAAGGUUACAUUACGUGGAUGUGAAGAGAUCCUGUUUUAAACCGGAAGUUCCGAUCUAGAUGCUGCAGUCUAUCGCGGAAAAGUGUAAAGUUAUACCUACAGAAGUUUCUGACAGUGUAUAAAUAAAUAAUUCACUCAUUGUUCUUGCUAGACGUCCAAUGGUAAAUUUACGACGAUCUUUUCUAUGUGUAGAAAAUCUCUAUUGUUUAGUGAAAUAAAAACAAGAGAGAGAGAGAGAGAGAGAGAGAGAGAGAGAGAGAGAGAGAGUGAAUCCGGAGAUCGUUAAAACUUGCAACUUUAUAGCGUGAAGCUGAUAAUAAUUAAGUCUAGAGGAUAACGAUGACGUUUAAAAGGAGAAUUUUCUGGUCUCUGUCACCGCGUCGAUGGAUUGUCUGAACUUCUUCAACAUUUCUAAAUAUCUACUUAAAUAUACGACUGAAGAAAUCUAAUACACGACAUAUACAAUCUCUGCGACUCUCCUAGGAAGAUCUAACUCAGGAUAUUUCCCAAUCUAUUAAGCUGCAGUCUUCCUUAGGUCAAUUGCAUCAAAAAUAAUUAAGGAUGAUUCGCAAUUAUUUCUUUUUCCGAAUUAUUCAGAUAAAAGAAUGUAGUUUGAGACUAUAGUAAUCUCAUCAGAUCAACAUAUUGGAAAAAUUCUAACUAAAUCCACUUCGUUUUCAUUAGUUUCUUACAUCGUUUGAGCUCAGGAAUAUCUAAAGACAAUAGUUUUGUUGUAUAAUUACUAAAUAGAAUCAAGUCCAUGAUCUUGAGCUACCAAAGAAGCUAUUGUAAGAAACUUCACCAACUUGUACACUUCCAGUCGAGAUCAUCUUAAGUACCUCGAUCGAGCCAAGUAAAGCCUAACAGUCAUCGAACUGUCCUUCACUUUGAAGGAGAUUGAUGCAUCCAGGAGGCGGACGAGCCUCUGAGAGCCGCGAGAUGGAUCGGUUGACGUGCAUCCGCACCUCUGGCGGCGGUUAAGACGGAAAUAGUAGUAGCGGUGCGAGACGAGGGAGACGGAAGAGUAUGAGAGACGUCGGCGCGGCAAAAAAGUGAUCGGCGGAGGUGCGGAGGACGCCGAAGCAGAAGGGAGGUGACGCCGAAGACGUCGGUGAUCGCGUCAAGAUGAUGUCGUCGAUCCUGGCGCUGCUCGGCUUGUUCCUGGCGACCGUCGGUGCCGAGCUGACCUCGAGGAUCGUCAGGACUAAGUACGGCGAGCUGUCGGGCGUGAUCGUUACCCUCGAUCGAUACCUCGAGGGCGUCGAGGUGUUCCGCGGUGUGCCCUACGCCUCGCCGCCGACCGGCUCAUUACGCUUCAUGCCGCCCGUCACCGGUGCCCUUUGGCAGGGCGUUAAGGUUGCCGACAAGUUCGGGCCCGUCUGCCCUCAGAAGCUGCCCGAGAUCAGCGAUAAGAUGCCCAAAGGCAGGGCAGAGUAUCUCAAGCGGCUGCUGCCCUACCUUAAGAACCAAAGCGAGGAUUGCCUGUACCUCAACAUUUACGCGCCGGUCCAAGCCGGCGCGAGGGACGGCGGCGGCAGAAGGUAUCCUGUGAUUGUGUUCGUGCACGGCGAGAGCUACGAAUGGAGCAGCGGAAAUCCUUAUGACGGCAGCGUCCUGGCGAGUUACGGAGGUGUCGUCGUCGUCACCAUCAACUAUAGACUCGGCAUUCUCGGCUUUCUAAACGCCAACACAGACUCGCACUUACGCUCGCCGGCGAAUUAUGGUCUGAUGGACCAGAUCGCGGCGCUACACUGGGUACAAGAGAACAUCGCUUAUUUCGGGGGCGAUCCCAAAAACGUCACGCUGGUAGGACACGGCACCGGCGCUGCCUGCGUUAACUUCCUGAUGACCAGCCACGCGGUUCCCGACGGUCUGCUGUUCCAUCGGAGCGUUCUGAUGUCAGGCAGCGCGCUUUCACCCUGGGCGUUGGUGAGAGGCGCCGCCAAUUACGCCAUGCAGGUCGCCAAACACCUAAAUUGUUCGUCGGUGGCGGAGGAUCCUCAGGCCUUGCUGAAGUGCUUGAGAGACGUGUCCUUGAGCGAAUUGGUGUCGGUGCCCGUUAAAGGGCUGGCGUUCGCGCCAGCCUUCGGCCCCAGUAUAGACGGCGUCGUAAUCGAUCCCGGCGAUCCCGAGGAUCAGGACUACACCCUGCAAGUCGACACGAUCAAUACGCUCAACAACAUUCUUCUGAGGAAGGACGUCGUGGCGAAACUGUCGAGGUACGACCUGAUGGUGGGUGUUGUUCGUUCCGAGGCGUAUUUUUCGCUAACUGCCGACGAUGCUCAGUAUGGGAUCGAGGCCGACAGAAGAACGAAGAUCCUGCGUCAAUUCGUGCGGAACACGUACACGUAUCACCAGCCGGAGAUCCUGGCAACCAUAAUAAAUGAGUAUACAGACUGGGAACGACCUGUGCAACAUCCCGUCAAUAUUAGAGAUGAAACUCUAGAGGCCCUAGGGGAUGCGAAUACAGUCGCUCCGGCGACGAGAACAGCGGAUCUUCACAGCCAAUCCCAUAGGAACUCCUAUCUAUAUGUUUUCGACUAUCAAACGAAAUUCGGAGACUAUCCUCAGAGGCCGGGAUGCAUUCACGGAGAGGAGCUGCCAUAUUUUUUCGGAGCGCCCCUGGUCGGAGGUUUGUCCCAUUGGCCGAAGAACUAUACCAGGGCCGAGAUAGCGCUCUCCGAGAGCGUGAUACUCUAUCUGACAAACUUUGCACGCACGGGGAAUCCAAACGAGGGCACUCCUGAUCCUGGACCCCUCGGUUCCAGACCGGAAAGGACCAAAUUUAAAAAUAUCGACUGGACCGCUUAUGAGGCCGUCCACAAAAAAUAUCUUAGCAUAGAGCUCAAAUCGAAACUGAAGAAUCACUACAGGGCCCAUCGCCUUUCUUUUUGGUUGAACUUGGUGCCCGACCUUCACAAACCCGGCUCGGACGAUGUUCCUAGAUCGCAUCAUCUUCUCGAUGCCGAGCAGGUGCCGCCCAGAUUCAUUCAGAGGGUGCCGACGACCACGAGAACGACCACUUUAGAGGUGACGUCCAUCGAGAAAUCCUCGUCCAACGUGUCAACGGCUAUGCCCAGCGACAUUACGUUCGAGGACACCACGGCGUUACCCGAGGACGGCUUCGCGGCGUAUUCCACCGCCCUGAGCGUGACAAUCGCGAUCGGCUGCAGCCUGUUGAUCCUGAACGUACUCAUUUUCGCCGGGGUGUAUUAUCAGCGCGACAAGAGCAACCACCAGCACCACGGCUGCUCCAAAAAACGCCAGGAGAACGGCCAGAUGCCGAACAACAUUUGCGGUGAGCUGGAAACCAAGACCGCCGAGCGGCAUCACAUCCAGCACAUACCGCCGCCGGAGUUCGCCGACCUUCAGAAUAAUACCUGUCACGUGCCUAUGCCGCCCCCGCCACCGAAGAAUACGAAGCCCGGCAAGCCUGGCCAGAACCUUAUCAUCAGUCCCAACCAGCUCCAGCAGGAAAGCCUGGCCAUGACCGGCACCGGAACCUUGAAAAAGGGACACAAUCACCCUCAGGUCAUGGAGGAGCUGAGGGUCUGACUCUAGGCGACCGCGCGGUCACCGAACUAACAUGGCCGCGAGGAUAUUAUAUAGGAUCCCCGAAGCAACCGAGCGUCAGGGAAUCAUUUCGAAAUGGAGCUCUCCAAUGGUUAAUCUGACCAUGGACAUAAUCAGGACACUGAAGAAGAAACACAAUCAUUGCCAGUUCACAGAGAGGCUGAGAAUCAAGCUCUAGCGAAUACCGAAAUACUUUUAGAUUAGAAUCCUGAAACCGUCGAAUGUCGGGAAAUCGCGUCGAGGUCGAGAUGGCUCUUCAGAAUGUUCUUCGUCAUCGGUUUGACCACACAAGCAGAAUCCUCCUGUAGAAAAAACCGCGAGACGAUUAACAGAGACGAAGUCUGAAAUCAAAACGGAAAACCGAUUCAGGAAAUAAUGUUUUCCAAUUGAUACUCGACGGGAAGUGGGACAAUUCUUCAAAGUUUUUUUCGAAGCGACCGUGAUAUUGUCGAUAGAUAGGAAGUGAUAAAGGAUAAGAGGUGAAUGAAGUGACUUUCAUUGUUACGUGAGGAGUAUGAAUUAGUGCAGGGGCAUAACUGCGGUAUUUCAUGCACGGAAGCCGACUGCUGGCCUUUAUAUAAAAGUCAGAAUCAAAGUCGGGGUCCGGUCGUUUCGGGCCAAGCAGCGUUGCUUCCAAUUCGCUAUGCCUCUGUGUUAGUGGCGACGCCAUACUGUUAUUGUUUUCUACCUUUCGAAUUUGCGACCAACUGCCGAAAAUCAUAUAGUCUUUGAUGGAUAGAGAAAUCUGCGUUAAGUAGGACUCUCCAUCCUCCUCCCCAAGAAAAAAAAAUCAAUCGCAUUCUAUUUCUUUUUUGACACACAUUUUUCAUCUUAUUGUAUUCUCUUACUCAUUUUAUA
This is a messenger RNA of Temnothorax curvispinosus, 5994 nucleotides long. It is a transcript of the gene NLG-3, whose product is annotated as neuroligin-4, X-linked. Gene Ontology annotation, cellular component: postsynaptic membrane; synapse; cell surface. Gene Ontology annotation, biological process: presynaptic membrane assembly; postsynaptic membrane assembly; neuron cell-cell adhesion. The transcript is spliced from 11 exons. Gene Ontology annotation, molecular function: signaling receptor activity; neurexin family protein binding. Bases 2689 to 5118 code for a protein of 809 amino acids. The record is from RefSeq and is a predicted model, not a curated record. Lineage: Eukaryota; Metazoa; Arthropoda; Insecta; Hymenoptera; Formicidae.